Molecule: messenger RNA, 3515 nt
Organism: Microcebus murinus (gray mouse lemur)
Lineage: Eukaryota; Metazoa; Chordata; Mammalia; Primates; Cheirogaleidae
Gene: RBMXL2
Product: RBMX like 2
Molecular function (GO): RNA binding
Source: RefSeq, a predicted model, not a curated record
UUCCGCCUGAGCAGCUGGGGGCGCGGUCGCGGUUCCGGACGCCGCGCCGCGCAGCCCGACCGGUAGGAGUCGCCCUCGACGAGCGGGCUCAGAGGACGCGACGGUCGCUGCCUUUUCGCCUCCCGCCGCCACAGACCACUCCACCCGCUGACAUGGUUGAGGCGGAUCGCCCGGGAAAGCUUUUCAUUGGGGGGCUCAACCUCGAAACCGACGAGAAGGGCCUCGAGGCCGAGUUUGGCAAGUAUGGCCGCAUCGUCGAGGUGCUCCUGAUGAAAGACCGCGAAACCGGCAAGUCGAGGGGCUUCGCGUUCGUCACCUUCGAAAGCCCCGCAGACGCCAAGGCCGCCGCCAGAGACAUGAAUGGCAAGUCCCUGGAUGGUAAGGCCAUCAAGGUGGCCCAGGCCACCAAACCGGCGUUUGAAAGCAGCCGGCGGGGCCCGCCGCUGCAGCCCCGCAGCCGCGGCCGCCUGAGAGGCCUGCGCGGAUCCCGCGGGGGUCCGCGGCGACCCCCUUCCCGGGGCGGGCCGGCCGACGACGGCGGCUACGCGGGCGAUUUCGACCUGCGGCCCCCCAGGGCCCCGAUGCCCAUGAAGCGCGGGCCGCGGCCGCUGCCGCGCAGGGCCGGCCGCCCCAAGCGGCCGUGCCGUCGGGCCGCCGCGCAGCGCCGGGUGGAAUGCGCGGCGGCCCCGGCCGCGCGGGGCCGAGAGGGCUAUGCCGGGCCGCCGCGCCGGGAGCCGCCGCCCCCGCGCCGCGACCACUACCUGGGCCCGCGGGAGGAGGGCUACUCGCCCAGGGACAGCUACUCGAGCCGCGACUACCCGAGCUCCCGCGACCCUCGGGAUUUUGCGCCGUCGCCCAGAGAGUACACCUACCGCGAUUACGGCCACUCCAGUGCCCGCGACGACUCUCCAUCGAGAGGCUACGGCGACCGAGACGGUUACGGGGGCCGCGACCGCGACUACGCGGAUCAUCCGAGUGGAGGCUCCUACCGAGACCCCUUCGAGAGCUACGGGGACCCGCGCAGCGCCGCGCCCGUGCGGGGGCCACCGCCAUCUUACGGCCGCUACGAGGAGUACCGGGGCUGCUCGCCCGACGCCUACAGCUGUGGCCGCGACGGUUACGGCAGCGGCCGGAGCGACCGCUACUCCAGGGGCCGAGAGCGGGUGGGUAGACCGGAUCGCGGGCUUCCCCCGUCCAUGGAAAGGGGGUGCCCUCCCCCGCGCGAUUCCUACAGCCGGUCCGGCCGCAGGGUGCCCAGGGGCGGAGGCCGCCUAGGAGGCCGCUCGGAGAGAGGGGGAGGCCGGAGCAGAUACUAAGCAGGAAGAAACUUGGGACCAAAAAUCCCUUUUCAAGAAAAGUAACAAAAAGAAGAACCUGUUGUAUGGUAACUACCCAAAGACUAGUACAAAGAAGAGUUGUUUUUACCUUUUAAGAAUUUCCUGUUAACUUCCUCUCUAUUUUUAUGCUUUUGGGAGGAAAAAAGUUAAAAUUCGUUUAAUUUCGUUUUGGAAUUGUUAACGUUUCUUUCAACAAGCUCAUGUUAAAAGCAUACGACUUGAAUCUGCGUACUAGUCUUCUUAUAUUUUCAAGUAGAAAUUCUCCUAAAUGCUUCUUCCCUUCUAAAUUUUUCUGAUAAAUGAGGCAAACGGUUCUGAGAUGUUUCAUAAACAUCUGCUCACCUAAAAUGGAAAAAUGGAUCAUUCUGCCCAUUCAAACCAACUAGAUUUUGGGGGGAGAGUGGGAGGGAAUUAGUAUAUGCUACUUUUAAGAUUUCAGGGUGUCUUUCAAACUGAAUUUCAUUGUUCCCAGUAUUAAAAACCAAAAAGCCAGCAACAGCAACAAAAACCUUUUAGAUCAGAUGCUUAUGUAAAAAAUGUUGUAUUCACUAGGUAAAUCUAAAAAAGCAAAUGGAUAAUGCUGGCCAUAUUUUGCCUUUUUGCCCUUUCUUUGGGAAUAUGCAGGAUCUCCUAUCCACUUGUUCCCCAAAAAUAUCAUUCAUAUUUUGAACAAUGGAAUACUAAAAGAUUUUACCACGACGCUGCAAAAAAACAAAAAAACCCAAGUCUAUUAAUUAAUAGCAUUCAUUUUCACCACCUACAAAUUAUUAAGAAAUAAGUAGAAAAUACACCAGUGGUGCAUUUGGAGAUGAUAUGGCUUCCAUUUCUAACUCCAAGCUACUUGCCCUUGGCUCUAGAGCCAACCACCGACUCCUGGAUUGAGUUAGGCUUCUUCCCCUAGGAGUGGAGGAAUCAAAUAUGAGUAGUUUCAGACAGAGCUCAGGAGCAAAGGUCAGAGUACCUGAAAGAGCUUGGCAUUUCAAUCUCUGAAGAUCUCAAACUGGUAUGAAGGGGCUGGGUCUUACUGUCUGCAAAAGGCAAGGGGUUGGAUGGGUUGAGUGUUCCCUACUCUAAAGGUAGGGAGAAGGGCUGCAGAAAACUGUCAGUCUUUCUCUAAGAAGCUUCAGGAGGGACUUAACAGUUUCCUCUUUUUAUCCUAAGCUUAGGGGAAGAAACACCUUUUCCAUUCAGCAACUGUGGAAUUCCCUAAUUUAUCUCAGAGAAAGGUAAUUGUCCAGUCAAGGGACUCUAGCAACCAGAGAAAGAAGGAUCAGGUUAAACUAUUAGGACCCAUGUUCAAUGUAAUAAUUGCUGGAGAAAACAAACGAACACCUGAACAACAACAAAAAAUACUUAAAGAGAUCUGAAUGUAACACACGCACAUACACAACUCUUAAAAACAUGAUUUUUCAACAAAAUAAUAAACUAGAUGAAUUAAAGGAGAGGACACACACUAGUGUGUCAGAAGAUCAAAUCCAAAAAAUAGCUCAAAAGAAAUGAUGCAGGAAUUAAUCUAGCAAAACUGUAAAAUUUUUAUGGAAAAAUUGUUAGUCUUUAUUAAAGGACAUAAAAGAAGAACUAAAUGGAGAUUCUUAUGCUCGUGGUUGGGAAGUCUUUUUAUCCUAACUAUUCUCAGUCUUACCAGAUAAAUUUGGAAAUUAAUUAAUUUGAAAACCAGGUUUAAUUGGAAAAUCAGCUUUAAAUGAAGCAAAACAUGAUUUUUUUCACACAGCUCCCCUCCCCUCUUUCCUUAUAACACCAUUUAUUUGUGUUGAUCAACGAUGGAAUACUAAGUGAAAGAUUUGGUAAACCACAAAACUGAAAAAAAAAAUAGCUUCAUUUCACCACCAACAAAUUAUUAAGGAACAGGUGUUAAAAAGAGAUACUAACGAGAGAUAUAGCUAAUCCUAAAGUUUAUGUGGUUGAAUAAAGAACAAGAAGAGCAAAAUCAAUUCUGAAAAAUAAUAGUUAGGAAGGACACACCCUACAGAUACCAAGACUUAACUACAAAGCUUUAGCACUUUAAGCUAUAUGUCAUCAACAGACAAGGAUAGACAGACCAGUAGACCAAAAUUGUGAGCCUAGGAACAGGCCCACUUCUGUAUGAAAACAUGUUAUAUGACAGAGGUAGCUUUAAAAGUCAUUGGUGACAGAAUGAACUUAAGAAAAAAAAAAAAA